Messenger RNA from Lucilia sericata (common green bottle fly), 922 nucleotides. RefSeq lists its product as uncharacterized. The record is from RefSeq and is a predicted model, not a curated record. The coding region runs from base 65 to 868 and encodes 267 amino acids. The transcript is spliced from 3 exons. Lineage: Eukaryota; Metazoa; Arthropoda; Insecta; Diptera; Calliphoridae.
UAUAAAACUGAUUUAGUUUUCAGCUGAAAACAUACGACAAAGUACUAGCUAUCUACGGUAAAAAAUGAAAACCUACAUUUUGGUAACUUUAGUGGCAGCAGCUUUAUGCCUGCAAGGAGCCCAAACAGCAGCAUUGUAUGCUGAGGAUGGUAAUGUAUCAAUCAGCACCAUCGAUUUUGGCACAGCCUUGAAAAUGUACUACACUGCCUUUCAAAAAAUAAUGCCUUGUGGUUUUCCUCCCCUCAAAAUACCUGUCUUGGCACCCUUCUCUAUGGAUUACUAUUCCUUCAAUCUAACCAAUGGCUACUACAAAAUUAGUGGCAACGUUUCCAAUUUGGUGGUGACCGGUUUGAAUAACUUCCGUGUGUUGGGUGGCAACUUCAAUACCACCACCAAUCGCACCUCCUUUGAUUUAAUCUUCCCCGAAGUUCAAGGUUUGGGUGAAUAUGAAAUGGAUGCCAUGGCUUAUUUGGCCGGUUUCCCUGCCCAAAUGGCUGGUAAAGGUUUAUUAAAUGUCAAAAUCGUUGACUUCCGUAUGGUGGGUGAGUUUGCCCUAACACCCAGUUUGGAAAAUCCCAACAGUUUAAGUGUUUCUGAUUUCAAUUUACACUUCUAUGUGGGCAAUGUCAUCAAUAACAAUUGGAACACUUUGUGGGACAUAUCAUUCAAUAAUUUUGUCAAUAAAUUUGGCAGUGAAUUGACUUUGAUGUGGGCUCAACAGAUACAAGUGCAAGUAGAUGAAAUCUAUGCCCAACUUUUAUUGCCCAACAUCAAUGGCAUGUUGAAUGAUGUGUCGAUGUCAAAAUUAAUUGAAUUCUUUGUUUCACAAAGUAUGGAAUUCGAUAUGGCUAAUUGUACUUUGGAUUAAAGUCUCAAUGAGUGAAGAAGUAUUUAAUAAAUAGCACAUUUAAACGAAAUAAAA